AUGGAUAUCGUAUUGAAAUCACUUUUUCACUUACUUCUGAUCACGGGAUGGAUUAGCUAUUCACAGAGUCAAUUGAAUUAUUGUCUAAAAUCGGUUGGAUGUUAUGAUGAUGAAUGCUGUUUCAAUAUUAUACCUAAAACUGGUCCUGUUUGUGAUCCAAUACCUGGUUGUGCAGCUUAUUUUCAACCAGAGUGCUGUAGAAAUGCAAGACCAGUGCAUACAGAUUAUGGAAUUAUGUAUGGCUAUGCAAUUUCGUUAGAUAGUGAAUAUGGUUAUCAGGAGAAUGCAAGAAGUUAUCUUCAAAUUUGGAAGGGUAUUCCUUAUGCACGUCCACCGACAAGAGAGAACAAUUUGAGAUUUCGUCGACCUAUACCACCAGCCCUGUCUACAGAGAAAUAUGAUGCAACCUACUUUCGUUCAGCUUGUUCUCAGCCAAGUUUAAGUCCACGCAGUUCAUUUACAGAAUGGUCUAAAUAUCCACAUGAAUGGUUUAAACGAUUCACAUUGGUACAAACAGAUGAAGAAGCCUCAAAUAUCAGUGAAGAUUGCCUUUAUCUUAAUAUAUACAAUUUAAAAGUGUCAGACACUUCAACUACAACUAAUUUUAUCAAUGGGAAUCAGAAGAGAUAUCCAAUAAUUGUAUUUUUCGAUGGUGUAGAUCAUUUAACCGGAUCAGCAAAUCGUUAUCCUGGACAUGCCUUAGCUCAAUUAGGACUAGUGGUUGUCACAGUGAAUUACCGUCUAGGCCCAUUCGGUUAUCUUUCCAAUAAAGUUCAAAGCCAGGAAGGUGAAUACAAGGAUGACAAUGAUGAGAUAUUAUUGGGAAACUAUGCAUUAUGGGAUCAAGUUAGAGCUUUGGAAUUUAUAAGGGAACAUGCAGAGAAAUUCCUCGGUGAUCCUAACCAAAUUACUGUGGUGGGUCAUGGUUCAGCUGCAGCUGAUAUUGCACUUCAUCUCUUGUCAGAGAAGUCAGGUCGGCGAAAUCCACCAUUGUUUCACCGUGCUAUUUUGAUGUCUGGAUCAGAUCAGAUGGAGGGAGGUUUUGUACAAAGUGUAGAUGAAUCCGAAGAGUAUGCUAAACAGUUUGCCUAUCAGGUUGGAUGUGAUACUUCAUCAAGACGUUCAAUGAUUAGUUGUCUACGAUCUCGUACUGCUGUGGAACUUUCAAAUUCUGCCAGUCAAACAAGAAUUCAUCGGCCAAAUUGGCUUACAAAACCAUGGGCACCAAAUUUAGACUAUGAUUUUAUUCAAGAUAUGCCAAAUUUUCUAUGGAAAAAUGGUCACUAUGCUCAUAUACCUGUCAUUGGAGGUUUAUUAGUGGAUGACGGGGUUUUUCAUGCACUGGCUUCAAUUUAUCAGAUAGGCAGUCCUUCAGACUGGAAUUUUAUCAGUCAAACAAAUCAACUGGAUACAGACUCAAAUUUACCCAAUCCAAAUGUUGAGUUUUCUGGAAUGUCAGUUGAUCUCAUGCGUGCAGGGUUUAUGGAAAUGGUAAAACGUGAUUUUGCACUGGAUCCGGUCGGCAUGACUGAUGCACUAUGCUUUUAUUAUACCUAUUGGCCUGAUAAAGACAAUUCAAUGAAACGAUGGGAAAUGUAUCGUUCAGCUUGGACAGAUCGAUUUAUCGGUUCAGGUAUUAUUGAAACGCUUAGGUAUCAUUCACAUCCAAAGUUUGCAGAGAAAAAGUUCGAUCCGGUGAACAAUCAGUAUCUUCCAGUAAAUCGUACCCAGAUGUAUGUAUUUGGAUAUAUGUCGGACAAUGAUUUAUGGGCCAGAAUAAUUGGUGUCUAUCCUGGCUCAGAACUACAAUACCUGUUUGGAUUACCUUUAUUACGCUUAUAUAAAUCUCAAGAAAGUGUGAAAGAAGAAUGGCCAACUGAUUUAGGCCUUAAACCUCCUCGAUAUGCAUACAAUCAAGUGGAUGUGAAAAUGGCCGGUUAUAUGCUUUCAUUUAUAUCAAAUUUUGCUAAAAGUUCCAAUGCUACACCCCAGUCAAUUCGUAAUCUAACCUGGGAUACAUUCAGAAUAGAGAAUGCCACAUAUUUAUGGUUAAAUUUAACAUGGAACAAUACCUUGUCAGAGAGUCAUCGUCCAGAUUUAGAAAUUCAGGGGAUUGGAGCUGGUUUUGAUUUAAGACAAAACUAUAAAUUUCAUAGCUAUGCUUACUGGCGUCAUUUUUAUCCUAAACAACUUUUAUGGCUGCCAAGAUUUUCAUUGCCAACACCUUUACCGAUUGAUUUGGAAGACUAUCGUUUAGCGUCAUUCUUUCUUGCUGUUUACAUUAUGGUCAAAAACUAA
Molecule: messenger RNA, 2298 nt
Organism: Trichobilharzia szidati
Lineage: Eukaryota; Metazoa; Platyhelminthes; Trematoda; Strigeidida; Schistosomatidae
Source: the annotation of a GenBank genome assembly